AUUCCCAAGCUUUGGUGUAUAAACAUUAACCACGUGCUCCUCCUACAACGAGACUUCCCGUUCCGGUGAUCACGUGUCCCUAGACAUCCGGUCUCAGUGCCGGAAGCAGCUGGUUCGGGUCGCCACUUGGCUCAGGAUUAGUCCAGAUUCAUCAGUCGGGGAGAGAGAUGACGGGGAAUGGAGCGAACGACCCGAGGAGACCGGGGAAAAUACACCGGUAUAAAGCCCCAACCACAGAGAGCUCUCCAACUCAAGACGAUCCUACGCCUGAUUAUAUGAACCUGCUGGGGAUGAUAUUCAGUAUGUGUGGUCUCAUGCUUAAGCUGAAGUGGUGUGCAUGGAUUGCAGUUUAUUGCUCCUUUAUCAGCUUCGCCAAUUCUCGCAGCUCUGAAGACACCAAGCAAAUGAUGAGCAGCUUUAUGUUAUCCAUCUCUGCUGUGGUAAUGUCUUAUCUACAGAACCCACAGCCCAUGUCGCCUCCCUGGUAGCACCGACUAUUCCAUCCUGGCCUGGAGAAUCUCUUUAUACUGUCUGUCAUCCCCUGUAGCCCCCAGGUUUGGGGUGUCUUUCUCAAUAAAUAGACUGGUUUUGGAGAUAUUUGCAUCUGUAAAAGAGUCUUUGCUGCCCUGUCUGUACCCAAGUAGUGCUUUUGGGUUCUGUGUUGUCAAUGCAGUAACAAGCGUGGCCAUCUGCAAAUAGGAUCAACGGGAAUACAUUAACCGAGUAGAAUCUGUCACCUGGCAUACUCUAACUUUAGUGUCAGAUCCUACAUCCAUAGCAGUUAAAAUUGAAACCAAAAAAAAAUGUUAAUUUACUCAUUGAUUCAUUACAUUUUCUAUUAAUAGUGGUUUCUGAGAUAUUUAAAUUUUUAGACUUCUAGUACAAGUAUGGGAUCCAUUAUCUGGAAACCCGUCAUCCAGAAAACUCAGAAUUACGGAAAGGCCAUCUCCCAUAGACUCGAUUCUAAUAAAAAAAUUAAAAUUGGUGGUUUCGAGAUUCUGAGCUGUUACAAUUGCUGCAUUAGUUGAUACAUUUCUCAGCAGCGUCUCUGGAGUAUUAGCAACUAUUGUAUCAAUUGUAACAGCUGCCUGUAAUGAAACUCGGCGAUUCUGCUCAGCAAGGACAAAGAUAAGAAAUGUAUCAACUAAAUGUAUCAAUUUAGAACAGUUUACAGGGUCAGUGACCCCCCUCCCAGAGCUGCUUGAGAAUCUCAUCUCUCCCAACUGUAUUUCGUGAGAUGGUGGUGGCCUCAUUAAAUGCUGGUGGUCAAAGCCUCCUAUUAAUUGUGUCCCUCUUUCAAUAUUUUAGUGCUGGGAAGUAUGCCAUCUGCAUAGGGAUUACCAUAUAUUUAUAAAACAUUAACAUAUUCUGCAGCAUUGAAUAUAAAUGGGUGUGUACAAUAAAGUGAUUCUGACACUAAAAAAAAACUACAAUUCAAAAUAUUAAUGUAUAUUAACUUUUAGUAUGCUGUAGAGAUAUUCUGAAACAAUUUGCAGUUCGUUUUCACUUUU
This is a messenger RNA of Xenopus laevis (African clawed frog), 1511 nucleotides long. RefSeq names its product WD repeat domain 83 opposite strand L homeolog (gene wdr83os.L). Lineage: Eukaryota; Metazoa; Chordata; Amphibia; Anura; Pipidae. The record is from RefSeq and is marked provisional. Gene Ontology annotation, biological process: protein insertion into ER membrane; protein folding. Gene Ontology annotation, cellular component: endoplasmic reticulum membrane; membrane. Gene Ontology annotation, molecular function: protein folding chaperone.